Neltuma alba is the source of this 1486-nucleotide messenger RNA. Its product is annotated as dual-specificity RNA methyltransferase RlmN. Gene Ontology annotation, molecular function: RNA methyltransferase activity; iron-sulfur cluster binding. Bases 58 to 1203 code for a protein of 381 amino acids. The record is from RefSeq and is a predicted model, not a curated record. The transcript is spliced from 7 exons. NCBI's taxonomy places the organism in Eukaryota, Viridiplantae, Streptophyta, Magnoliopsida, Fabales, Fabaceae. Gene Ontology annotation, biological process: tRNA methylation; rRNA base methylation.
CGCCAACGAAGACGGAUUUGGGCUCUCCCGCUCUUGGAACGGUGAAGAAGUCGAAGGAUGCCUAUGCGAUCGGUGUUCGACGCCGGGGACAUUAGAAGGGAGUUCGAAAACGCAGGGCUCGACGCGAAGUUUGUUCCGGUUAUAUGGAAGCAUGUGGUUCAGAAUCAGAAGCAAAACGGUGAGUGCGAGGAAUUCGACUGGCAGAAGCAAGUUCCAUCAUUGCCCUCAGCAGCAUACUCUUUGCUUCAUUCCAAGUUCAAAAAGCCCCUCUCUUCCUCUGUUCACUCUGUGUUCCACUCUGCUGAUAAUCUCACCACCAAGCUCCUCAUCAAGCUCCAUAAUGGAGCUCUUGUGGAGACUGUGAUAAUGAGGUAUGAUACGCGUUUGGGGAAAUAUGGUGGUAAACCUCGUCCUGGUGGUCUAAGAUCAACUCUGUGUAUAUCAUCGCAGGUAGGUUGCAAAAUGGGUUGCAAAUUCUGUGCAACUGGAAGUAUGGGAUUCAAAAGUAAUUUAUCAUCUGGAGAGAUUGUGGAACAAUUGGUUCAUGCUUCUUGUUUAUCAGAAAUCCGUAAUGUUGUCUUCAUGGGAAUGGGAGAGCCUCUGAAUAACUAUUCUGCCUUGGUAGAAUCUAUUCGUGUCAUGACUGGAUUGCCAUUUCAAUUGUCACCAAAAAGGAUAACUAUCUCAACGGUCGGCAUCAUUCAUGCUAUUAACAAACUUCAUAAUGACCUGCCUGGUUUAAAUUUGGCAAUCUCACUCCAUGCACCGCUCCAAGAUAUCCGUUGCCAGAUAAUGCCUGCAGCCCGUGCUUUCCCAUUGGAAAAACUCAUGGAUGCAUUGCGAGAAUAUCAAAGGAACAGUCAGCAAAAAAUCUUAAUUGAGUACAUAAUGCUUGAUGGGGUGAAUGAUGAAGAGCAACAUGCCCACCAACUGGGGAAGCUGGUUGAGACAUUUCAAGUGGUAGUUAACUUAAUUCCUUUCAAUCCUAUCGGCACCCUGAGUCAGUUCAGAACUAGUAAUGAGGAGAAAGUAUCAAGGUUUCAGAAAAUUCUUAGGGGCAACUAUGGUAUUCGAACAACAGUCCGAAAGCAGAUGGGUCAGGACAUCAGUGGUGCUUGUGGGCAGCUGGUGGUUAAUCAACCGGACAAGAAGUCUCUUGGAAAUGCAGGUGUCCUAACUGACAUAGAAGAUCUUGUUAUUUGAUGACAAUUUGGUCCUCCAAUUGGUAAUCCCCAAAAACAGUGAGUGUACAAGGUUGUUCUCGAAAAUAUAAAGUUGUCAUCAGUUAGUUUAUCGAGUGCUGCAACCAACUUGUUAUUUUUGGAGCACUAACGAUUGGUUUUUUUUGGGAUUAACACUAAAUAGGCCUUAUGAUAUGUUACAGAAGAAAAUUAGAAGUUGGUUAGGGUAGUUAUAGGAGAAUGAUUCUGUGACUAAAUUGUUGGUUUAUUCUUAAUGUAGCUUUGUUUUUGUUGAUGGCUGAAUU